Penicillium malachiteum is the source of this 1560-nucleotide messenger RNA. Its product is annotated as OSTA/TMEM184 family protein. Gene Ontology annotation, biological process: transport. Bases 1 to 1560 code for a protein of 519 amino acids. NCBI's taxonomy places the organism in Eukaryota, Fungi, Ascomycota, Eurotiomycetes, Eurotiales, Aspergillaceae. The transcript is spliced from 6 exons. Gene Ontology annotation, molecular function: transporter activity. The record is from RefSeq and is a predicted model, not a curated record.
AUGGAUACAUUCAAUUACCUCGUCUCUCGAGGGUCAAUUUCUAAUUACUUGACAAAUGAAACAUGUCCUAUGCCAAAGAAACUCAAUGAAGUGGAGGAACCCUUUCUGGGGAACAUGACCUUCUACCACUUUAAUAUUAUUGUAUCGGGAGCAUGCACCCUCAUUACCUGUAUCUUGAUCUUCACACUACAGAUGCAACAUGCUACUCAUUUUAGUGUUCCGUGCGAGCAGAUCAAAAUUAUGCGAAUUGUCCAUAUGCUUCCCGCCUUCUCGCUCACCUCCUUGUUCGCCAUUAUUUUCCCCAACUCCUACGUGUACUUGGAAGGAUGGACAGAAGUCUUUCAGGCUAUUGCUUUAUACUCUUUUCAUAUGCUUCUCAUCGACUUUCUCGCUCCAUCUGAGAAGCAACGAGACAUUUUCUUCGAAAAUUUCAAGGUGAAAAAGAGCUUCAAGAAAGGCCAAUACAGAGAGGGACUUUCCUGGCUAAAGUUGAGCUACUAUUGUACUCUACAAUACCCCAUUGUUGUCUUCCUGGUCGCCAUCGGUCAGUCCAUCGCACAGGCCUUUAAUGUAUACUGCCUUGACUCGAAUAAACCGGGAUUUGCCCAUAUCUGGCUUGAACUUCUCCAAGAAGUGUCUGUCACUAUCGCUAUUAACGCCGUGAUUCGCUUUUACGCAAACACCAAAGAUUAUAUGAAAGAACACAAGCCACUCUUGAAGCUGCUUUCCUUCAAGCUGAUAGUUGGUCUUAUUUUCCUCGAACAGAUCAUUUUCAUGGUUCUCGAAUCCUCAAGUAUCUUCAAGCCAACUAAGAAGCUGAGUUACGCCGAUGUACACAUGGGUCUCCCUACAAUGGUCAUCUGCGUCCAAAUGGUCCCCUUCGCCAUCUUCAUGCACUUCUCAUUCAACAAAAAGCCAUACAUCGUGAAACAAUCUGGUCAAAACUUCGAGAUGGUCCCAGAAGCCGACGAGAAAGGUCGACCUAUCCCACGAAGCUACCAAGGCGGACCCGGUGGUCUCCACGCAUGGCUCGCAUACAUGAACCCGAUGGAGUACUACGCAGAGAUGAAGUCCAUGUACCGAACUCUACACCAUGUGCACGUCCGCAACCAGAAACCAAUCUACGAAGCCGAUUUAAAGACCGAAGCAUCAUCCAACACAUCGGCUCCAGUUGUGAACUCCGAGCUUGAGCAGCAUACCGAGUAUCCAUCUCCGGAACCGUAUGAGCCAAUUCAAAGCCAGCAGACACAUUAUGCACACCCCGCUCCGUAUGAACAGGCGCAGUUUGAGCAGUCCCAGCCUCUGAUUAACCAGGCGGAAUACCCUACUCAGCCUGCUCAGACGCAUUAUCCGGCUCAAGCUGCCGAGCAGGCUCAUCAGUAUUAUCAGGCGGGGAUGCAGCAAACACAUUCAAGUUAUUCAACGCAGCCUUAUGACCAGAAUCAUGAACAGUCGCAGAUGCUAAACCAGCAACAUCAGCAUACUGAGUAUAACCAGACUCAAUAUGGUCAUCAACACCAGUUUGGAGAAUCUAACUAUGAUGGACGUCCGUACUCUUAA